GGGAAGUGCUGUUUCUGAUUCCACAACGGAAAUACACUACCCAUAAGCACCAAUAUUUAUCGUUGACUCGGUCGGCAUAUCCCGAGGAUGUGACAUGUAUCUCCGUGUGAUGUUUACACUUUGUUACAGUUCUUUGUCUCGAGCAUAAUACAUCAUGAUGUCUGGGGCAUAGAUACAUGUUUUUUUUGUUGUAUGAGAAACAUUGCCAUCAUACCAUUUUUGGAUCAAGAAUUUUCGGGUCAACAUUUUCAGAACUUUUUUGUUUCUUGUUUUUUUUCAGCACUCGAAAUAGCCGAGGCGGCUCAUACGAAAACUCCAGGAUAAGGUAUCCGGUAGUUCUACAGAGCAGCAGCCAUGGUGUUGAUCCUGGGCAGACGGCUGAACAGGGAGGAUUCUGGGACCCGGGACUCUCCCGCUGUCAAACGAAAGGUGUUCGAGGUGGACUCCAAGACGCUGACCGGUAAUGAAGUGCUGGACUUCUCCUCCGGCUCCUCCCACUCAGAGGCCAUUUUGCAGGUGUUCAAUGAGUUCCGCGACAGCCGGCUCUUCACCGACGUGGUCAUCAGCGUGCAGGGCCGCGAGUUCCCCUGCCACCGCGCUGUGCUCUCUGCCUGCUCCUCCUACUUCCGCGCUAUGUUCUGCAACGACCACCGUGAGUCGCGUGAGAUGCUGGUGGAGAUCAACGGCAUCCUGGCCGAGGCCAUGGACUCCUUCCUCAGCUACGUCUACACGGGCCGCGCCAAGAUCACCACCGACAACGUGCAGUUCCUCUUCGAGACCUCCAGCCUCUUCCAGAUCUCCACGCUGCGUGAAGCCUGCGCCAAGUUCCUAGAAGACCAACUAGACCCUUGCAACUGCUUGGGCAUCCAGCGCUUCGCCGACGCCCACUCUCUGAAACAGCUGGCCAGCCGCUGCCGCUUGUACGCCCUGGCCAGCUUCCCUGACGUGGCCCAACACGAGGAGUUCCUGGACCUGAGGAGGGACGAGCUGGAGGAGUACAUCUGCAGUGACGAACUGGCCAUCGGGAAGGAGGAGGUGGUGUUUGAGGCAGUGAUGCGCUGGGUGUACCACAGUGUGGAGCCCCGGAGGCCCGUGCUUAAAGAACUCUUGCACCACGUCCGUCUGCCCCUGCUGCACCCCAACUACUUUGUCCAGACAGUGGAAGGAGAUCAGAUCAUCCAGACCGCUCCAGAGUGCUACCAGCUCCUCCACGAGGCCCGACGGUACCACGUACUGGGCAACGAGAUGAUGUCACCCAGAACCCGCCCACGCAGGUCGACAGGCUUCUCAGAGGUGAUCGUGGUGGUGGGGGGCUGUGAGAGGGUGGGGGGGUUCAACCUGCCUUACACAGAGUGUUACGACCCUGUGACAGGAGAGUGGAAGUCCCUGGCCAAGCUCCCAGAGUUCACCAAGUCAGAGUACGCCGUCUGUGCCCUCCGCAACGACAUCCUGGUCUCAGGGGGCCGUAUCAACGGCAGAGAUGUGUGGAUGUACAACUCUCAGCUCAACCUAUGGAUCCGAGUUGCUUCACUCAACAAAGGACGCUGGAGACACAAGAUGGUGGUCCUACUGGGGAAGGUCUAUGCAGUGGGAGGGUAUGACGGUCAGAGUCGUCUGAGCAGUGUGGAGUGCUAUGACUCCUUCUCUAACCGCUGGACAGAGGUGGCUCCCAUGAAGGAGGCGGUCAGUUCUCCGGCCGUGUCCAGCUGUGCUGGGAAGCUCUUCGUCAUCGGGGGAGGGCCCAAUGACAACACUUGCUCUGAUAAGGUCCAGUGCUAUGAUCCAGAGGCAGACACCUGGGCGCUAAGGGCAAGCAUCCCCAUCGCUAAGCGCUGCAUCACGGCGGUCUCCCUGAACAACCUGAUCUAUGUGUCAGGUGGUCUAACCAAGUCUAUCUUCUGCUACGACCCUGCGGAGGACUACUGGAUGCACGUGGUGCACACCUUCAGCAAACAGGAGAGCUGUGGCAUGUCGGUGUGUAAUGGGAAGAUCUUCAUCCUGGGUGGGCGGGGUGAGAACGGCGAGGCCUCUGACUCCAUCCUGUGUUACGACCCGGCAACAGGCAUCAUCACCGGCGUGGCGGCCAUGCCUCGCCCCAUCUCUUACCACGGCUGUGUCACCAUCCAUCGUUACAACGAGAAGUUUCACCACCGGCCCUGACCCCACAAACACACACACAAACACACAGGCUUGUACAUAAACAUGCUUUAAAAGACAUUCACUCACACAAAAAGAUUCUUCAGACACGCGCUUUCUAAUAAGGGUGCAAAUAGACAUGCACACACUGUCAACCUUUUUGUUUCCUCUCAAGAAGCAACUCAUUUAGAAAUUCAGACCACAGCCCCAGUUUCAGUUUCACUUGUUUCCUUAUUGUCCCAUGAAGCAACACUCUGGUGCUGGUAUUGUGGUAUUCCUGCUAUGCUAUUCCAGAUCCAUCUAUGUUGACAGUUGACUUUGUUAAGGUGGUUGUUCAAUGGAAAACCAAACCAUAGACAGGCUGGUAUGCCUCCAGACACCACUAUGUCUGUGUUUAGAUAGAGCCUUCAUGGAGCCCGUGGCAGGAUCAGAUCAGAGCAGGCAGGCAUGCGCCAGGGUUGUGGCGGUCAUGACAUUUUGUCGGCUGGUGAUUUUCAAGCAAAUAACUGCCGGUGUCACGGUAAUUAACCGUUAAUUAACAUAAACACAUUUAGCAUCUCCUGGCGUCAUAAAUGUGAUUAAUGAUUGUAGUGCAUUAUGAUCUUCCCCAAACUUGGAACUCACAAUCCGCAUAUGUAUAUCAGUUAUUCUCCACACCGGUUGUAAAGGGAUUCAUGUGCUUCAUUCUAAGAAGUUAUUUGACCACUUGAGUUGAAAUACUAACCUUAUCAAAACAUAUAGGCCUAUAGGUUAGGCUACAUUAGGUGUGCGACUAUGAUUUGAAAAAGUCGCCAAAAAAAGGCAUGCACUUUUUCUUGUCUUACUGGACACACUGGGCAUCAUUCACAAGUGAUAAUACAUCAUUCACAAGUGAUAAUACACCAUUCACAAGUGAUAAUACACCAUUCACAAGUGAUAAUACACCAUUCACAAGUGAUAAUACAACAUUCACAAGUGAUAAUACACCAUUCACAAGUGAUAAUACACCAUCCACAAGUGAUAAUACACCAUUCACAAGUGAUAAUACACCGUUCACAAGUGAUAAUACACCAUUCACAAGUGAUAAUACACCAUCAGACUAUUCUUAAUUUUUGUCUUUACUGUACAUAUACUAAAUCAUAUAUGUGUGAAAUUAGUUUUGAUUUUGAAUGAACCAUUAUCAUACACUUGUCUCAGAAUAGGGGCAGGGGGAAAAAUAUGUGUAAUCUAUGCACUUAAAUAGCAAAUGGAGGACUCUUUUCCCCUGGUUAAUUUUCAUUCCUGCCAGGUAGGCUGUACUCCUGUUGUAAAGAUAAGCAUUGUGCUUAAUAUUAGGAAGGUUGAGAAAUAAAUAUAGUAGGCCUAGUCUAUAGAAAACUGAUGGGAGCCUCCUCUUUUUAGUAGAAGCCAUCACUCUGUUUUCUCACACAAUUGCAUAGCCUAUUGAAAAGUUGCACAACGUGCUCAUGAACUAUCAUGAAGUGUUUGAUUAGAUUUUCCAUGACAUUUGCAUUGAUGUCAGAGUGAUUAGAGGGACAAUAGAGUGCUGAGUACCAGGCAGUUAUUAAGUUUGGUAGGCUACUAAUGACCACCAGCAGCAUCAGAGCGCAGUUUUGGAGAAGCCUAGUUACCGUGACUAAAGAGUCGCGUGGAAUUUGACUGCGGUCAUGACUUGUGAAUGGCGGCACAGUGGUAAUAUGGUCACUAACAGCCCUAGACAUGCCUAGCAGCAGUGAGUAGCAGCUCCUCAUCUUCUCUUCCUAAGAACCAGAGAUAGUCUAUAUCUGCACAUCAAAGAGCACAAUCUUUGAUGGACAGAUAGGGAGUCGUGAUAGUGGAUGAAACAAAGUGUUGCUUUUAGAGAUUAUCUCCUUAAUCUUCAGGUGUUCAGGUGGACAAGUACUGACAGAUAGUGAAUUGUGAUAGUGAACAGGAAAGCUUUGAUUCAGACUUGAGAGAAAUUCAUAGGAAUCUGCCACUGAUUGACAAGGGGUGGUACAGUAAUUCUUAGAACCCAGUUUUAAAAGGCAAUAUGCAUUCCAACCAUCUUAAAAUGGCCUCCUCUUUCUUCGUAACCACUUGAUAGUAUCAUGUAAAUUGGAACAGUAUCAUGGAAUGUAUCAAGCACCUGGAUUCCAGAGGGUAGGAAUGUGGUUCCAUGACUUCAAUUUUAUAUGUCGUUAAGCAGUGAUUGUUUGGUAUAAAACAAAACAAGCUGGCCUAUGCUUAUCCAAAAACAGAGGCCAUGUCCAAAUAGAACGAAACGUCUUAUUUUCAUUGUCUUCUUUUGUCUCAUUGCCACUAAUUUCAAAUGACAUUAAUUUUAGGAAGCUACCUCCUGCUGUGGUCUGAACUCUGAUGCCGCUGGCUCCUAUUUCCUUUUCCUGUUAGAGGUUCCCUUACUUACUCUUUCCAUAUCAUCUCUUUCCUCUUCUCAUAUCCUACCUCUUAUCACUGACACUUUCAUCAUAACUCCCUUGAAUCUUUGCUACACACACACACACACACUGAUUUUGUGUGUUUUUGUUGUUGUUCAAUUUAUUAAAUUAUAUUUGUCUUUUUUACUUUGGAUAUGUGUGCUGAUUUUAUACCUUGUGCUUGGAGGUGUGCUUGUUGCUACAUAGAGUUUAGAUAGUUGGUUUGGAUGUUGGGUGUGUGGGUGAUUUAGUCAAUAUCAGCAGGGCCGUUUUCUAGCAUUUUGGGGGCCCAAAGAGAGAUUUGGUUUGCAGAGAGCAAAUGUUGCAUUAUUAAAGCUAAUUUCAUGCAGUUCUACACAUUUUGCCAUGGUUUGGGGGCCCAAUAGCGGCCGGUUAUGUCGCGUGUGCCUAGAAACAGCACUCGAUAUCAGAUGCCUUAGUAGAUGAAGUCUCAAAGACUGUUAUAAGUGAGUGGUAUAUUGGGUGAUUUUUAUUAUAUGUAAACCAGUUAUAGCUUUAUAUCAUAACAGUCUGUUUACUAUUGUGCUGCUUACCCAGUGGCCUUGCCUCAUAUAUGCAAAUUCUAUAGAACUCUGUGCCAUACAUAGACAAUGGCACCUCUCACCUGUAUACUCAUACAAUGUAUAGCUCAUGUACACAAUGUAGCUCGGGGUAACCAUGGAAACCUCCAGGUGUGUGUGCCGUUGACUUUACCGAGCUGACACCUGUGUAUUAACUCAUAGGAUAUGAUUGAUUGGCAGGUGUGAUGGUGGUAAUUGUAAGUCUUGAUUCUGGUCAGUAAAAGUCGCCUUUUACUUUUGUGUCGUUAGAAUAAGAGAUGAAUUGCUGUGAAUUGAUGUAUUGCUGUGAUACAGUGACGUUGAGGCCUUGUCUUUGUGUCAUUAGAAUAAGAGAUGAAUUGCUGUGAAUUGAUGUAUUUCUACGGUGACGUUGAGGCCUUCUCUUUGCCACAAUUUUAUUCAAAUGUUCUGUCAUCCUUGUUUGCAUGUGGUUUGUGUCUUUUUGCUGUGUUUUUGUAUCCGAGAUUGUGCACUUUUACUAUUAUAUCACAAUGUAAAUAUGAUUUUUUUUAUUUCCUUUUAUUACUGUAUCAGUAAAUGCUAUUUGCUUUCAUGUGACGUAUGUGAGUGGGGUGAAUGGAGCCUGUCAGCGCCUCGUACUGGUCUGCCUGCUAUUGCUGUGGGUCCCCACAAAUAGCACAACUAUAAUAUGUCAGAUCAAGAUCAACACAGGGACAGAAAGAGGGGGAGGGGGGUCGAGGAACAAGCACUACGUUAUUGGGUCAAGGGUCAGGAACUGUUUUGUUUCUCAAUUAUGUUUUUAUUGAAUAAAUCCAAGUGAAAGAAGAUGUGAGGCAUGUUAAUCUGCAUGCCAGUGUUUUGUUGAGAGACUUGUUGUUUCUUGUUGUGGUGGCGAAUGCUGGGAUUGUGUGUGUUGUUGAUGAGUGAUGCUUGUUUUUGACAGUCUGCCACAGGUAAGUCGUCUGCUUUAUAUUGGAUGACUCUCAAGGGGAGAAGUGAUUGUAGGAUGUAAAUGUAGAGUUAGGCAUUUGGCCCAGAUCAAAUCCUUAAGGUGAUGUUUUGAACUUGCUUUCAUGGGAACCCUGGAUUUGAGCUAUGGAUUGAUGAAUUUGUAUAGCCUACAGUACUUGUGUACAAGAUGUGGGCUAGUUCCACCUAGAGAAUGCAAUCCUUUGUGCCUGGAAUAAGACAAUAUUGGAUUCAAAUCUGUCUUUCUGAUAUAUAGGAAACAACAUUAAAUUAAAGUAUGUAUGAUGUGAUAUUCAAAUCUCUCUUUCGCCUUGGUUCUUCUGUUUCUUCUGAAGAUUAGCGUGGACUGUCUGAGCUAUAGUAUGUCGGACUGUAAUUGCUGGCUUAUGUAAAUGAAGCAUCAAUAAAGUUAUUCUCUAUACUGAA
Molecule: messenger RNA, 6469 nt
Organism: Oncorhynchus masou masou (cherry salmon)
Lineage: Eukaryota; Metazoa; Chordata; Actinopteri; Salmoniformes; Salmonidae
Product: kelch-like protein 24
Exons: 8
Coding region: 355-2160 (601 amino acids)
Molecular function (GO): protein binding
Source: RefSeq, a predicted model, not a curated record